GGACGUACCAAUAAAAUGUCAAAAUAAACGUGACAUAAUUACGAUCGCGCUGCGCAGUAUUUUGUUUUUAUAUUAAAUUCCGAUUGAAUUAUAACAUUAAUUAAUGGUGUUUGUUUAUGUAAGCAUUUAAUUAAAAAGUAUACUAUCAUGUCUUACGCAUUAAUCUGUCAUAUACGCCGUGCGGCGUUAAUAUCACAUCAAAUUCGUGCAGAGAGUACUUUGACCAAUAUGACUCAAGAAGAUUUCGUAUUUCGCCCUCCUUUGGCACACUGGAGCAAAGUUAUAAGAGAAGCUGAAAAAAUAGUGGGAUAUCCGACCUCUUUUAUGAACUUGCGAUGGCUUCUAAGUGACGAAUUUGCAAAUCUGGCGAUGCAUUUACGCAAAGUUGUUGACACCAAUCAUCCAAUAAUAAAAACAGCCAAGACAUUAUUAUACAAUGAGCACAACAACCAGCAGCCCUGGGGCCUGGUCAUAUUGCUGUUAUCCAAAGCUGUAACACCCGCCACCACAUCCAUACAAACAAGCAAAAUCACUGAAAACCAGAGAGUACUGGCCGAAUUGACAGAAAUGAUUCGUACUGGCCACUAUGUACACAGAGGACUGCUUAACAUUAGCAUAGAGAAAAGACUCCAAAUAGAAGAUACGGCAAUGUUCGCAAAUAAAAUUGCAAUACUCAUUGGUGACUACUUGCUUGUUACUGCUAACGGGAUGCUGGCACGAUUAAAGAACCAGGACUUAUCAUAUUUAAUAUCAACAGCAUUGAGGGAUGUGAGCGAGGGGGAAUUUUUCGGGCAAAGAGAUUCACAAAACAUGCCCUUACCUGGCAUUCCGACGUAUUGUGAUAACGAUGAAUUCCUUAUUUGUACAGAUACACUUCCAUUGGAUGUGAGAGAUACAUUAGGGUUUCCAAUCAGGGAGUGGACAUUACGGACUUUAUACGGUGGUGGGACGUUGCUGGGGCGAGGUUGUCAGGGAGCUAUGUUACUAGGAGGCCAGGAGCUACAUAAGCAGGAGAAAGCCUAUCUAUUCGGUUGCCACCUGUGUUUAGCGUGGCAAGCGGCCAGUGAUAUACAAAAGUUCACUACAGAAAACAAAGAACCAUUCUCUUUAGUAAGUGCACCAGUGCUAUUUGCGUUAAACGAAAAUCCUGAAUUAUAUAAUUUUAUACAAAAAAGUAGAUUGAAUGUAAGCGAAAUAGAUUAUGAAGAGUUAAAAGAUAGAGUAUUACAAACCAGUGCACUAGAAAGAACAAAAGAAUUAUAUUUAGACAAUGUAAAUAAAGCAAACAGUCACAUACAAGUAUUUGGCGAGAGUCAACCUAUAAAUACUGUAAAACGGUUAAUAAAGACAUUGUAACAUAAUAUUUUUAUGUAAACCAACAAACUUUGUGUUUGGAUUUACAUAAAUUAAUGUAUUAACAUAAUUUUGUGUUAACAAUGGAAUGCUUGAGUAAUGUAUGAGAAAGUACAUACUAAUUUGUAAACAAUCCAAAUAGUUCGUACGACGCAACAUUGGUUUAACAGCAUAACCUUUUGUAAAAUUAUGCAACUUAUUUAACAGUAAUUAUGGAAUAUGCAUCACGCAUCGAUCUCAUACAAUAUUAAUGAGUUUUUAAGGUCACGGAAAUAAGAAGAUAUGAAUGUCACUCGUAAAGUUCUGUGUCUAUUCUACUUGUUAAAAAUAAUGUAUUUGACGUAUUUAGCGUGACAAUUAAAUUGUAACGCUGUAAGAAAAUAUCUACUUGAAAAGAAAAUAAUGAUCCUAGUUUUAGAAACUUAUUGAUUAUUAGGAAAACAGGUAAGGCAAAUAAGACAUAUAAUAACAUUUCCUUGGAAUCAUAUCUCCCAUUUCGGUCACCCAAAGUUUUUUAUUGAAAUGUUUUGAAGCAUUUAUAAUUUUUGUUUGUGUACAGGGAGUUUAAAUAUAUAAAAUUUGUUA
Messenger RNA from Amyelois transitella, 1938 nucleotides. RefSeq names its product all trans-polyprenyl-diphosphate synthase PDSS2. The coding region runs from base 148 to 1356 and encodes 402 amino acids. Gene Ontology annotation, molecular function: prenyltransferase activity. Lineage: Eukaryota; Metazoa; Arthropoda; Insecta; Lepidoptera; Pyralidae. Gene Ontology annotation, biological process: ubiquinone biosynthetic process; isoprenoid biosynthetic process. Gene Ontology annotation, cellular component: transferase complex; mitochondrion. The transcript is spliced from 2 exons. The record is from RefSeq and is a predicted model, not a curated record.